GACAGGCGGAAGUGAGGUAGACUGAAAUAGCAUAAUGUCUUCCUAUGCAGAAUAAAUACAGUGAUGCUUCCCUCCUGAUACUGACUGUACCGCCAAGCUUGAUAAACGACAACAUUGAAAGGCUGCCAUAAAACAAACGAGAUGAAUUCCUCAAGAAGAAGCGAAAGUGAUUGGCAGGGUUUGGUCAGCGAGGACUCGAGGCUCACCAAAGACAUUUUACAAAGACUGGCUUGUUAAAGAUCCGCGGGACAUCCAUAUGGCCCGAUGAAGAGCCUACAGCAAAUCAAUAAAAGUGCACGCCAUGGGCGAAGCAGCUAUGACGAGCCAUGCUGCUGCAACAUCACACAUGACGGCACUGCACAAGUUAAAAGCAGGUAGGUCCUACCCCUGGUAACAUGUAGAAAGGAAUACAACAACCAUAGUUAGUUACUAACGUUUGCUAGGUUGUUGUUAGCUAACGUUAUCUAGAUGUCAGUCAGUUCUCCCACAAUCACACCUGUCAAUAUAGUGCUAGCUAGCUAAUGUUAGCCAACUUGAGGCAAGCAAAGCUGGACAGUGAACAUUUUAAAAUAAUUGACGAUUUGCUGACAUUGACUGAAAGUUUACAUUUAGUUAAAGGACGUUAACUAGAGUCGUUAGUGACAACGUUUCAUGACUAAUGCUAGUUAACGUUAACCAGCUAGCUAGUCAUUCAUCAGACUUGGACACUUAUUUUCUUACAGUUCCCACUCUAUUGAACUAAGUGGAAAAGUCAUCGUCAUCUACAUCACCACCUAGACAAUCUUCUACAACUACUACCACAUUCACCACCUCCUCAAGACAGUCCGUCAUAACUUCCCAAAGAGGACACAUUGUGGUGUCUGAAUAUGAUGAAGUCUCACUACUCUUUCCACUCUAGUGAACGCACGGGUGUGCUGUUCUUAGUGAUGUUCCCAGACAGUGCAGUAGCCAAGACCUUCGCAUGCGGGGCAACAAAGACCAGCUAUGUGUGCACAGAUGGCUUGGCUCUUCAUUUCAGGCAUUUGUUGUCUAAAUAACUGUCUGCUGGGGGGGAGGACUAUGUUUUUCUCUUUGAUGAGAGCCUUAACAGAAAAACAGUCAAAGCAGUGUGACUCACGCCUGUUUAUGGGAUAAGGACAAAGUCGUGACAAGAAUUUAUGAUUCUAAAUCCAUGGGACAUGCGACUGCUUUGGACCUUAAAGCUGUCUAGGAGAAGAGCACCGAAGAUCUACCAAAGGAAAAACAUGCUUCAUAUCUCCAUGGGUGGACCAAAUUUCCUGGUGUGUAAGCGCAAGUUGGAGAGCAAGAAGGAGGCCCUCCUGAUUCUGUCCAAGGAGCUGGAUACCUGUCAACAGGAGAGAGACCAAUACCAGCUGAUGGCCAACCAGCUCCGAGAACGCCACCAGGGACUCAAGAAGAAGUACAGGGACCUCAUAGAUGGAGACUCCAGUCUACCACCUGAAAAAAGAAAUCAAUUGAAUUUGGCCCAGCUGUUGAGAGACUCCAGAGAAAGGAGUAAGCAGCUGUCUGAAGAGGUGAAGGAGCUGAGUCAACGACUGGCUGAGGCCCAGGGGGAUAACAAGCUCCUGCGGAUGACCAUAGCCAGACAGAGGUUGGGGGAUGAAGAGGUGGGGGCAAGGCACUUCCAGGCCUACGAGCGGGAGGACCUGGUCCAGCAGUUGGAGACGGCACGAGAGCAGAAUGAGGAGCUGGAGCACAGUGUGAAAUCUCUGACGGACGAGCUGCAGGAUGUGAGGGCAGAGCGUAACGUGUUCCAGGAAAAGGCCCAGCGGCUGAACCACGAGGUGAACCACAUCUUGGGGGGACACGAGUGUCGGAUUCUAGACGUAGAUGCUCUCUGCAUGGAGAACAGAUAUUUACACGAGAGGUUCAAACAACUGCAGGAGGAGGUCACCAUGCUCAAAAUGAAUGUCAUGAAGUACAAGAGUGCUCUGGAGAGCAGGAAGAACUCCAAGACUUAUGGCAAAGCUAACAGCAGUGCACUCACCGGGGUGCUCUCUGCCAAACAAGUGCAGGAAUUAUUGCUUUCUGAGGACAACGGAUGCAGUCUCCCCGUCACUUCUCAGUCCAUCUCAGACCUCAAGUCCCUGGCCACAGCCCUACUGGAAACUAUCCAUGAGAAGAACCUGGUCAUUCAGCACCAGCGCCAAACCAACAAGAUUCUGGGAAACCGAGUCGGGGAGCUUGAAAAGAAACUGAAGACUCUAGAGGUGUCGGGACUAUGGAGCCUCCCAGGCCUGACUUACAAUGUGUCUCUGGGAUUCUCUGGAAGAGGGAGAGAUGCCAUCAUCCUGAAUGAAACUCUGCAGCCUAUCUCCACUGUGACAAGCUCUGAGGAGAAGGAAGUACCCCCUACUGAGCACGAAGUACCCCCUACUGAGCACGAAGUACCCCCUACUGAGCACGAAGUACCCCCUACUGAGCACGAAGUACCCCCUACUGAGCACGAAGUACCCCCUACUGAGCACGAAGUACCUUCCACUGUGCAGGAAGUACCUUCCACUGUGCAGUCUACCACAGAGCAGAGGAUGACAAGAUAGCCAAUGACAGGCAGACCCCCCGUCCCGUCCCAAGACGUGGGGGGGUUACCCAGUGUGACGGGGGAUACAGAGAUAAGCACCAAGGAGCCAGAGCCACUAGUGUCACCAGUCAGCCUGGACACAUCCAAGCAAAACUAG
Messenger RNA from Salvelinus fontinalis (brook trout), 2699 nucleotides. Its product is annotated as coiled-coil domain-containing protein 149-like. The record is from RefSeq and is a predicted model, not a curated record. The transcript is spliced from 15 exons. Lineage: Eukaryota; Metazoa; Chordata; Actinopteri; Salmoniformes; Salmonidae. Bases 1158 to 2561 code for a protein of 467 amino acids.